Moneuplotes crassus is the source of this 781-nucleotide messenger RNA. NCBI's taxonomy places the organism in Eukaryota, Ciliophora, Spirotrichea, Euplotida, Euplotidae. The record is from the annotation of a GenBank genome assembly.
GACUAGGAAGACUAUGGUUCAACAGAAACCUCAAAAGGGUGAAACUACUGUGCUCCAACUUGAAGACAAGGUGGCUCGUUCUUUGAUUACCGCAUUCGAUAGAAAAUAUAUAAGAGCUUCUACGUAUGAUGGAAAAACUGAAAUGACUAUCAAAAUGAUGCCAGGAUUAAAUUCCUUGAAAAAGUUAAUAAAAUUUAAAAUUCCAUCACAAUACAAGAUCUUUUUCAGUUUUUGCUGCCUUUUUAAUGGAAGAAAUGAAGGUCUUCAGGUAAAUAUUAGAAAUGGCCCGCACGAAAUAAAAAGAAAAUGGACUAAGCCCAGGUUUUUUGUGAAUAAAUCUGCUUUUACCUUAGCUGUUGACCCUGGCCUCAAAAUCUAUUCAAAAAUAAUAUCGAUAUGCAAAAUUCAGAAUGUUCAAUUCUCUCAAAAGAACUUUACCAAGAUGAUUAUUCUAUUUGACAACACAAACCACAUGAUUUUCAAUGGUUGCUCAAUUGAAGAGAUUACUGAAGAAUCCAAACUCCAAAGACCUCACAAACUUGAGAUACUUGAAUUCUUAAACUGCUCUAAUAACUUAAGACGAACUUGGGAAGACGAGGAUCCAGUUUUUCUUUCAAUUCUUGGAUUUAUUAAGGACUCAGGAUUGAUGAUGAGCUUGAAAAAGCUAAAACUAGAUGGAUUGGGAAAUGAAGAAUUACUGAAGCAACAGAAAGAGCAUUACCAACUUAGAGGAUUAGCCAUAAUGUGGUGGGAGGCAGGGGUGAAAUUAAAGAAAGUCUAG